Messenger RNA from Dothidotthia symphoricarpi CBS 119687, 1089 nucleotides. RefSeq lists its product as uncharacterized. The transcript has a single exon. The record is from RefSeq and is a predicted model, not a curated record. The coding region runs from base 195 to 890 and encodes 231 amino acids. NCBI's taxonomy places the organism in Eukaryota, Fungi, Ascomycota, Dothideomycetes, Pleosporales, Dothidotthiaceae.
GUCACGCUUCUCUUCCCAGCCCUAGCGGUGGGCAAUCUCUUCAAUAGCCAUGCACUACCGACAACGAUCACGACGAGUGCGCGUCCUGCCUCAGUACCGACGCCAAGCUCCCCUACACCAACACCGACGCCCGGUCUGCUUGUGUUGGAUGGCUUGGAGUGAGUCGAAAUCCCGGAUUGUGACAUAGUUCCCGCAUGCUGACGUCUCUCAGGCUGCGUCGAGCACCAGAUGUGGUCUUGAUUAGGGCGGCACAUGGUGCUCACCCUGUCGUUGCGAAUCCAGCGGUUCCCGCGAACCCAGUCAUCCCUGUGCCCGCAAUCCCUGUUGACACAACCGUUCCCGUGCCUGGAGCUCCUGCGGAUCCAGCAAUUCCCGCUCCAAAGUUGCCUAGUAAUACCGUUCUUCCGGUCAAUUCGAUUACGCCUGGUCUUCCUUCAGCAAACCCGGUUGCUCCCGCCAUUCCUCCCGCUGUCAAUCCCGUCGUACCCGUCGUUCCUCCUGCUGCCAAUCCCACUGUGCCUGCAGUACCUCCUGUGGUCAACCCCAUUGUGCCUGCAGUACCUUCUGUGGUCAACCCAAUCGCACCUGCGAUGCCUCCUGUCAUCACUACGACCACUACCCCACCGGCUUCGCCAAGCGUCAAUAGAGACUUCGUAAGCGUUCAGUGGGUGGAGUCUCGAAUCGGCACAUCUCGGACAUGGAUACCAAAGACAAUCACGUAUAAAUACCACGAGUACGUGACACAAGCUCCUCUACCAGGAAAAGGAGAGAUCGGCAUGGGGACGCUGACGAAGACGGCUGUGAUGGGUGCAGCACCUACACAUCCGCCAGGCUGGUUGAGAGGUGUCGCUGCUGUCGUGGGCGUUGGAGUUGCAGGUAUGGUGGUAUAAGCUGAGACACGACUCGACGUAGAGAUUUAAGACAACGCAUCACUAGCGCACGAUAGCGGAGACUGAAGAACAGAAAUCGGACAGAAAAUUCACAUGAAAAGAAAGAUGGAGAAACUUUAGGCGCAUCCCGGGCAAUGCUUAAUUGGGUUAAAGAAUGCAAGAUGAUGAGCGAUGGUUACACGAUAUACCAGCUUGUACA